UGUCUACAUUGUUUUCAGGUGAAAGGAGUAACUUAUUCAUUGGAGAAAUUCCUAGGCGAAAAUGUUUGGAACAAGAACAACAAUGGCAAUUGCGAUUACCACAAGUCCCUCCUAUGCAAAUCGCACAAAAACACAACCUUGUAUCAGUGCAUUAUUUAUUUAGCUCCGGGAGAUUAUCAUAGGUUUCAUUCUCCAGCGGAAUGGACACCAUCAUACAGGAGGCACAUCUGUGGAGAAUUACUCUCGGUAAAUCCGUCAAUAGCCAAGUGGAUUCCAGGGCUUUUCUGUUUAAACGAAAGAGCUGUUUAUGUAGGUGAAUGGGAACAUGGCUUCUUCUCGUACACCGCUGUUGGUGCUACAAACGUGGGAAGCGUGAAGGUGUACUUUGACAAAACGCUGCAGACGAAUCACAAGAAGUCGCCGAUAGCAAACGAGAAGCUUCUAGAUAGGAACAUCAAUCUUGGAAAAGGAGACAUGAUCGGAGAAUUCCGGAUGGGAUCGACGAUCGUGCUGUUGUUCGAGGCUCCCAAGAACUUCCAGUUCAAUAUUAGACCGGGUCAAAGAGUGCAGAUGGGACAAGGGAUCGGAUGUACAAGCAAUGCAGCAAAGGAAUCCAAAGCCAAAGAAGUUUAGUAUUAUUCGAAUUUUAUUCGAAAAUUGUGAUAUAUAGAUUGGAUAGAGACUAUAUAUUGUUUUUAUUAUGUUUUAAUAAUAU
Messenger RNA from Nicrophorus vespilloides, 715 nucleotides. RefSeq names its product phosphatidylserine decarboxylase proenzyme, mitochondrial-like. Lineage: Eukaryota; Metazoa; Arthropoda; Insecta; Coleoptera; Silphidae. Gene Ontology annotation, cellular component: mitochondrion. The transcript has 3 exons. Gene Ontology annotation, molecular function: phosphatidylserine decarboxylase activity. The record is from RefSeq and is a predicted model, not a curated record. Gene Ontology annotation, biological process: phosphatidylethanolamine biosynthetic process. The annotation marks the transcript as partial.